Molecule: messenger RNA, 1098 nt
Organism: Akanthomyces muscarius
Lineage: Eukaryota; Fungi; Ascomycota; Sordariomycetes; Hypocreales; Cordycipitaceae
Exons: 1
Coding region: 1-1098 (365 amino acids)
Biological process (GO): regulation of signal transduction; regulation of dephosphorylation
Cellular component (GO): cytosol
Molecular function (GO): protein phosphatase 2A binding
Source: RefSeq, a predicted model, not a curated record
AUGUCCUCUUCCGACGAGCCACAGUCGAUAAAAGCGCUCUACGCCUCGGCCGAGUCGUCGCGCGCCGCCCUCGAAGCGCACCCGGACCCGCGCUCCCCCGCCUUCUCCGCGGCCCUCGCCGCCACGCUCGCGCUGUACGCGCGGUGCCGGGACCAAAUCGCCGCCGCGUCGCUCUUCUCCCCCAACGAGUCGGUCGAGGACGUCGCCACGUCGGCCCUGCCGUACAUACUCCUCGACCUGCGCCUCGCCGACGUCGUCCAGCGCAUGCCGUACGUCGACCCGCCGCAGCGGAAGCUCGUGGUGCGCCGCGCGCGCGCGGCCUACGAGUCCUUUCUCGCCCUCGUCGACAGCUACGGCCUCGUCGCGGGGCGCCACGCCAAGCUCCUCGAGCGCUACCGCGACGAUCCGGAGGCGUUUGCGGUCGUGGCGGCGAGCGGCGGCGACAUGGCGGCGAAGAGGGACGCCAAGAUUGCGGCGUUCAAAGCAGAAAAGGAGCUCAAGACAAAGCUGGAGAUUCUGAGGAGCGAUCCACGGUAUGUGGAGGAUGGCGGCGGCGACGAGGACAUAGUCAGGGACGCGCAUCUGGCGGCGGUGGAAUUCGGCGUGCAUGCCGCGCUGCAGGGCCUCGAGUCGCUGAACCGCGAAAUGGAGAUGCUCGCCAUGGCGCCGGAGCGUCCUGCUGCCCACGACCCGGCGCCCGGCGCGGAUGACUCGAGCACGCGCCGCCGCGACCUCGAGGAUGACACGACUUGGCGGCUCGACACGCCGCUGCGGCGCUCCGGCGUCGGCAAGGGCGGCCCGCUGCUGUCGGCCCAGGGCAAGCCGCUGCAGCCGUUUACGCUCGUGGGCGGCCGCGCGGACCUGCGCGACGGCGUCUUCCGCAGCGGCCACAAUCUCCCGACCAUGUCCAUCGACGAGUACCUCGAGGAGGAGCGGCGGCGCGGCAACAUCCUCUCGGGCGGGACCGACCCCGAGAAGCCAGAGCUCGACGAAGACGACAUCGAGGCCGUGGACCGCGCCACGUACAAGGCGCGCGAGUGGGAUGACUUUACCGACGAUAACCCCCGCGGCGCUGGCAACACGAUGAACAUGGGUUGA